Molecule: messenger RNA, 3251 nt
Organism: Dama dama (fallow deer)
Lineage: Eukaryota; Metazoa; Chordata; Mammalia; Artiodactyla; Cervidae
Product: SEC14-like protein 4
Exons: 13
Coding region: 58-1353 (431 amino acids)
Cellular component (GO): cytoplasm
Source: RefSeq, a predicted model, not a curated record
AACAAGCCAGGCGGCGGGGCGGGCAGACUAGUCCUGGACACUGGCGCUCAGGGCACCAUGAGCGGCCGAGUUGGGGACCUGAGCCCCCAGCAGCAGGAGGCUCUGACCCGGUUCCGGGACAACCUUCAGGACUUGCUCCCCACACUGCCCAAGGCUGAUGACCACUUCCUCCUGCGCUGGCUCCGAGCCCGGAACUUUGACCUGCAGAAAUCAGAGGACAUGCUCCGUAAGCACGUGGAGUUCCGCAAGCUGCAGGACCUGGACAACAUCCUUCAGUGGAAGCCCUCAGAGGUGGUCCAGCGGUAUGACGCCGGUGGCCUGUGCGGCUAUGAUUACGAGGGCUGUCCCGUGUGGUUCGACAUCAUCGGGACCAUGGACCCCAGGGGCCUCCUGCUGUCAGCCUCCAAGCAGGAGCUGAUCCGGAAGCGCAUCAGAGUCUGCGAGUUGCUUUUGCACGAGUGUGAACAGCAGAGUCAGAAGGUCUUCUCCCGGCCCCUGACUCUGCGUUUCCUGGUCACUAGCCUUCAGAAGGAAUCUAAUGCCAAGUGUGGCCGGCUGGGCAGGAGGGUCGACACGGCCGUGAUGGUGUUUGACAUGGAAGGGCUGAGCCUGAGACACCUGUGGAAGCCAGCGGUGGAGGUUUACCAGCAGUUUUUUGCCAUUCUGGAAGCAAAUUAUCCAGAGACGAUGAAGAAUUUAAUUGUUGUUCGAGCCCCCAAGCUGUUCCCCGUGGCCUUCAACUUGGUCAAGUCGUUCAUGGGUGAGGAGACCCGAAGGAAGAUAGUGAUUAUGGGAGGCAACUGGAAGCAAGAGCUGCCUAAGUUCAUCAGCCCCGACCAGCUGCCUGUGGAGUUCGGGGGGACCAUGACCGACCCCGAUGGCAACCCCAAGUGCCUGACCAAGAUCAACUACGGGGGCGACGUGCCCCAGCAUUACUACCUGCGCAACCACGUGAGGGUGCAGUACGACCACCAGGCGACCGUGGGCCGAGGCUCCUCCCUGCAGGUGGACAACGAGAUCCUGUUCCCGGGCUGCGUGCUCAGGUGGCAGUUCGCGUCGGACGGAGGGGACAUCGGCUUCGGGGUUUUCCUGAAGACCAAGAUGGGGGAGCGGCAGCGGGCCGGGGAGAUGAUGGAGGUGCUGGCUAGCCAGCGCUACAACGCCCACAUGGUGCCCGAGGACGGGAGCCUCACCUGCACGGAAGCCGGCGUCUACGUCCUGCGCUUCGACAACACCUACAGCUUGAUACACGCCAAGAAGAUCAGCUACACCGUAGAGGUGCUGCUCCCCGACAAGGCCUCCGAGGAGAAGAUCCAGGGUCUCGAGGACUCAAGACAGUCCCCAGCACAGUGAAGACCCCGCCGCCCCUGUGCCCGAGCUCUCUGACCCCUCAGCACCCUGCCCUGUCCCUGCCUUUCCAGGCAGAGCGGUGCUGGAGGGGACCACAGAGAGCCUCCCACCUCACCUUGCCUCGCCUCGCCUCGCCGCCUCAGCUCCUUGUGGGCCCACCUUGCUCGGUGGCCCAGCAGGAAGGGGACGCCCGGUGUGGGGCCCACGAGAAGAUCCUGACAGACGCCCCAUCCCCUGUUCACAGGGAGAACCCUGAGGACAAGCUGGCAUCCAGGAGGAAAGGUCCUGCCUGCAGAAGCUGCCCUUAUGUCCUUCCCGACAAGGUGCCCCCCAUCCCAGGGCGCACCCCCGCCUGGCCCUGGUUUGGGGGGGGGGAUGUGCCUGAGCCCCGGCUGCAGGGAGCACUGCUCAGGCCGGAAGAGCAGGGAAGCCCCAUUCUCUGCAUGUAGGGGCUCUGCAGGGAUGUGCAGGGAGGCAGCUGGGGAGAGGGAUGGGCAGCGCUGGCGGGGGGAGGGGGGAGGGGGUGGGUCUCUGUUCUGACAGAGCGUCAGCUCUCCAGGUUGGCUCUACCGCCUUUGGAGGGAAAAUCAGAAAUAGAGAGUGAGCCCUGGCAGGGACAGCCAUCAGGGGGAAGAGCCACACUCAGGCUUCCGCAGAGCCGAGUCUCCCUGGAAUUCCCAGUGUCCCCCACCCCACCCCCACCCGCUGUGAUCCAGCUGACCUUCAGCCUGGUUUCUUUCUGGCUCUGAGUGGGGCCAGGACCCAAGCAGCGCUGGAGGGAGCUGCAAUGGGCGUGCUGGGGUGCAGAGUGGAGCUGCCAUCCCAGGGUGCCCAUCCUGGACUCGGACUUGCUCCUUAGGAGAACCAUCAGGCUUUUCCUCCAUCUUUGCGUAUCACCAGGGGGACAGCUGAAGGUUGGCUGCCAACCCUCCUUCUCCAGCGCCCCAAAUGCGACUCGGCAGCGGGCCAGUGAAGGCUUUAUUCCUCAAUGGCUGGCUCUCCCGGGCCCACAGCCCACAGUCAGGACCUGCUCUGCUGGAAGGACCACACCCAGCAGGAAGCUGCCAAGCUGACUGUGGCUCUGAGGUUGACUCUAGUUGGCAAUGAGGCCAUCUACCGGGGCCUGGGUGUGCUGCCCCGCCACCCUGUACCCUGCCCCCUGCCCUCUGGCUGGGCCAGGCCAGCGGCCCCCAGUUCUUCUGAAGACCCAGCCCCAGGCUCUGGACCCCUGCUCCCAUACUGCUAUCCCACAGGGUGGGAUGCCGGCCACUCGGGUGACAUCCCCGGGUGUGAGUGGCCAGAUGUCCCUGUGAAAGGGGUCCUUGCUGCCAAGCAUUAGCAUCCUGGCCGCCCAGGCCCUUCCCAGGGACCGGAAGCCUCCUUGAGCCCCACUCUCCAGGUGCUUUGCCAUCAAGAAGCCCGCCUCUGGUCCCUUCCCCACUCUCAAACUCUGUGCUCUCAUCUUCCCUGGUUAAUAAGAGGUUUCUUGAUUUCCCAGAGCCUGUUUUAGGCAAGGACAUAAUGAGGCUUGGGAAGGUGGGGGUCUUCCGGUGAGCCAGGUGAGGUCCUUUAGGCCCCAGCCCUCCUGCUGUGGACCCAGCCCUCCAUCCACCAUGAACAAUGGAGCACAGAGUCUGAGCAGGGGCUCUGCUGCUACGCAAAGCAAACUGACUGAGUGAAACUGAAUGAAUGCCAGUACUUCCCUGGCGGUCCAGUGCUUAAGACUUCGCCCUCCAAUGCAGGGGUUGUGAGUUCAAUCCCUGACUGGGGAGUUAAAAAUCCCACGUGCCUCAGGGCUAGAAAACCAAAACAUAAAGCAGAAGCAAUGUUAUAACAAAUUCAAUAAAGACUCAAAAACAUAGUCCACAUCAAAAAAUCUUUAAAAAAAGAAAGAACUUUGG